CUACAUUUUCAUUUUGAUCACCGCACGACGCAUGCAGAGCCUGCGCUGCUCCUUUCGGACGACUUCAGCGGCCACUGGACCGCUGAAGGGCCGGCCUACGCCGCAUCGAUUAGGGUGGUGCUACAGAAGGUGCCACCCGAUGCUACGUCUGUUUGCCAGUCUGCAGACGUAGCAUGGAAUCAUCCGUUCAAA
Messenger RNA from Phytophthora sojae, 192 nucleotides. RefSeq lists its product as hypothetical. Lineage: Eukaryota; Oomycota; Peronosporomycetes; Peronosporales; Peronosporaceae. The transcript has a single exon. The annotation marks the transcript as partial. The record is from RefSeq and is a predicted model, not a curated record.